AACCGCCCAUUUCGACGGCACUCUCUUACUUGGAGGCAGCGGCGACAGGAAGCUGCAAUCGUCUACAAGCUACGGCCCUGCUUUUGCUUUGCAGCAAGAGACCCAGCUGUCCGUGACGUGCUGUGGCUGAAGCUGGCCGAUCAUACCCUCGCCAUUACGCAAAGUGGCGCUGACGCACCUAGACGGCCCAACUACGCAUUCGUGGAAUCUUGUCGAUGCUGCCAGCAUGAUUUUGCCAAAGGCAUACCUGUGCUUGCUGGUUUCUGCAAUGGUCAGCUGCCAUUUUAAGAAGGACAAAGGUACCCACGUUCAGGUAGACGCCUACAGGGUAAUACAGAUGGUGGCUUCGGUGCCGUUCAUGGCUGCAGCAUAUACAUCCAGCUCUGAUCCAGCUUACCAGUGCAUGACAGCUUCGGUGACAAGUUUCGACGAAACGAAGAAAGAGGGCACCUACUCCUGGUACCUGAAGAGCCCAAUUGACCACCGAACUGUCGUGAAGGUGGUCAAUUUCCACGUAACACCUGGAAGCGCUCCGGACCUGCUUAAUUUCACUGUCGAAGGAGAAGGCGACCAGGUGUACACGGCAUAUUACGCAUAUACGAAUUAUGAGAACUGUCUGGUAGCCGAAAUACCGUACAACAACGAAGACCUAUGUAUAUUGUGGGUGACAGAAGAAGUGGAGGACAAUAUACCGCAGGAGUGCCUCACCGAGUAUCAUGAGACAUGUCCCGUUGAAUACAGGGCCUACGACAGCGACAUCUGCUAGAGCGACCAGGGUGACUGCGUCGAGAUAAAGCUAGAAAUACAUGUGCUGUCUAUGUAAGAGCUUUGUACUCCCC
Messenger RNA from Dermacentor silvarum, 839 nucleotides. RefSeq lists its product as uncharacterized. The coding region runs from base 227 to 766 and encodes 179 amino acids. NCBI's taxonomy places the organism in Eukaryota, Metazoa, Arthropoda, Arachnida, Ixodida, Ixodidae. The record is from RefSeq and is a predicted model, not a curated record. Gene Ontology annotation, molecular function: amine binding. Gene Ontology annotation, biological process: symbiont-mediated perturbation of host defenses. The transcript is spliced from 6 exons.